AUGGCCAUGUCUCAGCGCGGUCAUGUUCCUGCAUUGGACCGAAAGGCGCGUGACCUUGAGCCUCAUUCCUCGCAAAGGUCUGGAGAUAUAGUCGAGGGACUUCGCAGCGGCGUUGCUACUCACGACUUCAUCUCUCCAACGGACCCAGAGAUCAAGCAGGAGUCUCCAGAGGAUCUUGAGCAGACCCAAGUUGGUGAGUUCGAGGACGAGAUAAAGACAACCUUCAAAGACAAAUUCGAGGGCCAGGACGACGAAUACGAUAGUGACGACGAGCACCAUCUUUGCUCUCUGCUUCUCUACUUCAUCUCCAAGAUUCUGUUAAACCACCUCAGAAACGACCCUGAAGAACCUUCUAUGGAUCGCUUCGCUGAGCAGUUCUUUGGUCGUCAGGACCAGUCUUCGCGCGCUCGAUUGCCCCAGGACCCCAGCUUCAUGGAGACAUUUGCCAAGAACCUGGCGAAAACUGCUGCAAAGUCUGCUGCGAAACACGCCAUGGGUCAGACCUCCGAGAAGCGUUCGCGCGAUGGCGUUCGAAGCAGUAACCAGAUCAACCCGGAAGACUUUCGCGGGGUGGCCGAGUUUGUGCUCGGUAUGCUCGGCAGCAAGAGUGAGCAGCCCAGGAGAGACGAUGAUAGGAAGAAGGACAAGAAGAGGAAGAGAGAUAAGGACAAGGACAGGAGCAGAGAUGUUCCCAGGAGUAGGGACGUGGGAGAUGAUGGGGAUAAAUACGGAUCGGAUAAAGAGCGACGCAAGAGGAGACGUCACCGCGUAACCUUUGCAGAGCCCUACUACGACCCCCGUCAAGAAGAGCAAGAAGCCUACUUUCAACCUCCUUAUGAGCCCCGCCACCGCGACUACAACGAGCCCGUUGACGAAGACAAAGAAGAGCGCAGACGGCGCCGUCGCCAACGCCGGUACAGGCGAGAUCUAGACCUCAAGACGCUCAAGACGGAACUCGAGGCCAUGUCAAGCACCAUCAUCUCUCUCAACGCACGAGGCGCUCAGCACCGCGACUGCGAGUUCUACGACCGCUUUGUGCGAAAGGGCGGGCGGUUGCAGGAUGUCAUCGGGAGUACGCUCGGACAGAUCAGGGGGCUGCAGGAGGGCGAUGAUGAGGCGGAGGGGAGGAGACGGAGGAGGGAUAAGAGGCGAGAGAAGCGAUAG
This is a messenger RNA of Fusarium sp. VM40, 1164 nucleotides long. Lineage: Eukaryota; Fungi; Ascomycota; Sordariomycetes; Hypocreales; Nectriaceae. The record is from the annotation of a GenBank genome assembly.